GGUUCCGGUGGCGGCGGAGCAAUGGCGGUGGUGCCGGAACAAGAGAACCAAGACCAAACACCUCCUCCCUCCCCGGGCCUCCGCCUCAACUCCCCUCUUAUCCAAGUCUCUCUCAUAGGUGUUGUCUGCUUCUGCUGUCCGGGCAUGUUCAACGCCCUCUCCGGCAUGGGCGGCGGAGGCCAGCUCGAUCACACAGCAGCCAACAAUGCCAACACUGCGCUCUACACCACUUUUGCCAUCUUCGGCGUCCUCGGUGGCGGCUUCUACAACCUCCUUGGUCCCCGCCUCACUCUCCUCUCCGGCUGCUCCACCUUCGUCCUCUACGCCGGCUCCUUCCUCUACUACAACCACCACCAGCAUCAGCUCUUCGUCAUAAUCUCUGGUGCUAUCCUUGGCAUCGGCGCCGGCUUACUCUGGUCCGGCCAAGGAGCUAUCAUGACCUCCUAUCCCCCUCCUCACCGGAAAGGCACAUUCAUCUCCAUCUUCUGGAGCAUCUUCAACUUAGGCGGUGUCAUUGGCGGCCUUAUCCCCUUCAUUCUCAACUACCACAGGACUUCCGCCACAUCCGUUAAUGACGGCACCUACAUUGCUUUCAUGGCCUUCAUGGCAUUAGGCACCGUUCUCUCACUUGUCAUUCUGCCACCAAACCAAGUCAUUCGAGAUGACGGCUACCGUGUCGCCACUGUGAAGUACUCCAGUGCUGCCACUGAGGCGUUGGAGAUUCUCCGGCUCUUCACCAACUGGAAAAUGCUACUCAUCGUGCCUGCAGCCUGGGCCAGCAACUUCUUCUACAGCUACCAGUUCAACAAUGUCAAUGGCAAGCUCUUCAACCUCAGGACCAGUGGCCUUAACAAUGUCUUCUACUGGGGAGCUCAGAUGAUUGGCUCUCUUGGCCUUGGCUAUCUGCUAGACUUCAGCUUUAGCAGCAGGAGACUCCGGGGCUUCGUCGGUAUUGCCGUUGUCUCUGUUCUCAGCACCGCCAUUUGGGCUGGGGGGCUCGCAAACCAGUUGAGGUAUAAUGAUGGAGAGUUAUCAAAAAAACUCGAUUUUAAGGACUCUGCUUUCGCCGGCCCCUUCAUCUUGUACUUCUCGUAUGGCUUGCUUGAUGCUAUGUUCCAGAGCUUGUGUUAUUGGAUCAUUGGGGCAUUGGCUGAUGAUUCUGAGACUCUCAGCAGGUAUAGUGGAUUCUAUAAGGGUGUGCAGAGUGCUGGUGGUGCUGUAGCUUGGCAGAUUGAUACACAUAAGGUGCCAUUGGUGACACAAUUGGUAGUGAAUUGGUCUCUUACUACCAUAAGCUAUCCUUUGCUGGUGGUGUUGGUGAUACUGGCUGUGAAGGAUGAUAACAUAACCACCUUGAAUAUUGAAAGCAAGACUGAGAAGCCAUCUGUCUCAUCUCCGGCAGGCAUCGGUGUCAUAGAGAAUGGCAGUGAACUUGCAUUGCCUGCUUGAAAUAUUUCUGAUUCAGUCUUUACUG
Molecule: messenger RNA, 1474 nt
Organism: Dioscorea cayenensis subsp. rotundata (Guinea yam)
Lineage: Eukaryota; Viridiplantae; Streptophyta; Magnoliopsida; Dioscoreales; Dioscoreaceae
Product: UNC93-like protein 1
Exons: 2
Coding region: 22-1449 (475 amino acids)
Source: RefSeq, a predicted model, not a curated record